CACCAAUCAGUUUGCUUCUCCUAAACCCUACAAUUAUAGAAUUUCUAGAGCUGCUCUGGGGGAGAUCCAGAUUCAAGGGAAAAAAAUGAAUGGGGUGGGCCUGGGCCCUGUUGACCCAAAGGGUGGGGACUUAGGUUAGCUCUGGGCCAGGAGGGCUCUGGGAGGUGCUUCUGGGUUAAGGGUUGGUCUUCUUGAACAUCGGAAGUUGGGGGAACCACAUCCUGGUCUCACCUGCCCACCCACCCACCCUGGUGUUACCAGGCAUUUAAGCCCUACCUUCUCUCUCAAAUACUUAGGCAACCUGCUCCCACCUCCUCGUGACCCAGAUAUCACCAUCAGCAGAAGCCUCUCUCCUCAGAGAGGCAUGCAUUUCAUGCCCAAGGUCCCAGGCGGUUGAGGUUCUUGGCAAGUGAUAUGUGAGUCCUGUGGGUCAUAGAAAGCUUCCCACCCUCAUCGUCACCAAAGGCCUUCGAGACCAAAGACCAUUCCUCCUCCGCUCAGACCUCACUGCCCAGGUUCCCUUCAACUGGAAUGUCCUCCGGCACAGCCCAGAUGAUGGUGCUCAUCUUUAUCGCGGUCCAUCCAGAAUCCUGUGCUCUCUGGGUGUCCCAGCCCCCUGAGAUUCGUACCCAGGAGGGUGCCGCUGUCCUCCUGCCCUGCUCCUUCAAUGUCAGCCAAGGGAGACUGGCCAUUGGCUCUGUCACGUGGUACCGGGAUAAGGUGGCCCCAGAGAAGGAGGUGAGGAACAGGACUCCAGAGUUCAGGGGCCGCCUGGCCCCUCUUGCCUCUUCCCGCUUCCUCUGUGACCACCAGGCUGAGCUGCAGAUUUGGGACACCCGAGGCAGUGACGCCGGAAUCUAUGUGUGCAGUGUGGAGGUGCUGGGCCUGGGUGUCGGGACAGGGAAUGGGACCCUGCUGGUGGUGGAAAAAGGACCUCCUCGGCUAGGGGCCCUCACAGUCCUCCUCCUUCGGGCUGGAUUCUAUGCCUUCAGCUUUCUCUCUGUGGCCAUGGGCAGCACCAUCUAUUACCAAGGCAAUUGUGAGUUAUGGAGCCAUGGCAAUGGAAGAGAUGGAGGGGCAGUGAGAGAGCUGGAGGAGGAGGAGACCGAGAUCAAGAAGAGAAUUGACUCUGGCCAUGUCACCACCAGGCCACUGUCACAUGGGAACACACUGCCACAGCUUGGAUGGCCUCUGCUAAGUGAUUCCAGACCCCAGUGAUCCCAGUGCUCAUCAGAAGACCCCAAUAAAUCUCUCUCUCUCCCACCACUA
Molecule: messenger RNA, 1269 nt
Organism: Phyllostomus discolor (pale spear-nosed bat)
Lineage: Eukaryota; Metazoa; Chordata; Mammalia; Chiroptera; Phyllostomidae
Gene: NCR3
Product: natural cytotoxicity triggering receptor 3
Exons: 3
Coding region: 532-1218 (228 amino acids)
Biological process (GO): positive regulation of natural killer cell mediated cytotoxicity; immune response-activating cell surface receptor signaling pathway; natural killer cell activation
Source: RefSeq, a predicted model, not a curated record